Lindgomyces ingoldianus is the source of this 498-nucleotide messenger RNA. Its product is annotated as cyclophilin-like protein. The transcript is spliced from 2 exons. Gene Ontology annotation, biological process: protein peptidyl-prolyl isomerization; protein folding. The coding region runs from base 1 to 498 and encodes 165 amino acids. Gene Ontology annotation, molecular function: peptidyl-prolyl cis-trans isomerase activity. Lineage: Eukaryota; Fungi; Ascomycota; Dothideomycetes; Pleosporales; Lindgomycetaceae. The record is from RefSeq and is a predicted model, not a curated record. Gene Ontology annotation, cellular component: catalytic step 2 spliceosome.
AUGUCUGUCACGCUGCACACGUCGCGCGGUGAUCUCAAGCUUGAGAUCUUCUGCGACGCCGUCCCACGCACUGCCGAGAACUUCCUCGCUCUCUGUGCCUCUGACUUCUACAAUGGCAGCCCCUUCCACCGCCUAAUCCCCGACUUCAUGGUACAGACGGGCAGUCCUGCCUCCGAUCCAAAGUCAAAGGCCUCCACGGCCAUCUACGACACCCCGACCCAGCUCUUCGAGGAUGAGAUUCGUCCGGCCCUCAGGCAUAAUGCUCGAGGCAUCGUCAGCAUGGCCAACAAGGGUCCUGAUUCCAACGGCAGUCAGUUCUUCAUCACCUUUGCCCCUGCACCGCAUCUUGAUGGCAAGAACACCGUCUUCGGCAAGGUCAUCGAUGGUAUGGAAGUACUGGAUGACCUCGAAAAGGUCGAAGUCGACAAGAAGUCGAGGCCGAAAGAGCGCGUCGAGAUCAAAAACGUCACAAUCCAUGCCAACCCUCUAGCAGGAUGA